This is a messenger RNA of Brassica napus (rape), 3162 nucleotides long. RefSeq names its product peptidyl-prolyl cis-trans isomerase FKBP20-2, chloroplastic. Bases 249 to 2150 code for a protein of 633 amino acids. Lineage: Eukaryota; Viridiplantae; Streptophyta; Magnoliopsida; Brassicales; Brassicaceae. The record is from RefSeq and is a predicted model, not a curated record. Gene Ontology annotation, molecular function: peptidyl-prolyl cis-trans isomerase activity. The transcript is spliced from 3 exons.
GAAGUCAGACCAAUCUAGAAUCUCUUGCAGGACACUGAACUGAAAGAUACGAUCUUCCCUUCUUUUGUUCUAAUGUUAAAAAAAUAUCAACCGACGUCGAAUGCUUCGCGUAGCAGAUAACGCCAAGGGUCAAUUCCGUAAAUCCCGACAACAGACUUUCCGACAAGCAGCUUCUUUAAUCUCUCUCUCUCUCUCUGUUGCAAGAUAGUUUGCAUUCUCACUCUUUGUCUGAACAAAACACAACUUUAAUGUUAGAUCUGUCUUUUACGUCGCUACGAAGUCUUCUUUCCUUCCUCCACAUACCUUACCACAACCCCAAUAAAGCCCUAAACAACACUCCUUCUUCCUUCUUCUCCCACUCGAGAUCUCAAAAUCAAAUGGCGUCUCCGAGUUCAUACACCAAGCAUCCUUCUCCUCCGCGAAGCACCACCGCCGCCGCUACGCCGCCGUCUGCCUCCCCAACCGGUGGAGGAUUCUUCUCUAAGCCUAUCCUACUCGGUAUGUUCCUCCUCGCCUUGCCAUUGUUCCCUUCUCAGGCUCCCGACUUCGUCGGAGAGACGGUUCUCACCAAGCUCUGGGAGCUGAUUCACCUCCUCUUUGUCGGCAUUGCCGUCGCUUACGGUUUGUUCAGCCGCAGGAACGUCGGAGAAUCAAACGUUGAGUCGAGGGUGAGUUGUGUAGAUGAGUCUUCCUUGUCUUACGUGUCUGGAAUCCUCCAGGCUUCCUCUGUUUUCGACGAGGAGGAGGAAGAGGAGACGAAUAAGUCUGAGUACGCUGAGAUCAAUCAAGUGCAAGCCUGGAACUCGCGGUAUUCGCAAGGGAGGUCUAAGGUUGUUGUGGUUGCGAGACCAGCUUAUGGUCUUGAUGGUCACGUUGUGCACCAGUCGCUAGGCUUGCCGGUUAGGAGUUUAAGGUCGGCUCUUGAGGAGGAGAAGGAGAAAGCUGAGGAGGAGUCAUUGGCUGAUGAUGAUGAUGAGGUCGUGGCUGAGAUGAUGGCAAUGGGAGACGAUGAAACCCGGUUUACGACCCGGUCUAGUGUUUCUUCUUCUUCAUCACGGACUAGCUUUGAGUCCAAUGAUCAGAAGAACAGAUACUCGCCUUCUCGUUCUGUCUCUGGGGAGUCUUUAAACUCUAAUGUGGAGGAGAAGAGUCUUCAAGGGUCAUCACGGUGUAGUUCGCCAUCAUUGCCACCGUCUCCAUCGCCAGAGAUAGUGACCGAUGAGACUCACAGGCGUGUGUUACACUCUCAGCAUUAUAGUGAUGGUUCUUUGUUAGAGGAAGGUGUGAGAAGAGGGUUUGUAGAUGAACUAGAGGGACCAGGAUCUAAAUCACUUAAACUGCUGAGUGAUGAAAGUUCUUUGAAAGGGAAGAGCAAGUCUCGCAGAUCUUAUCCUCCUGAUCUAACCUUAUCACCACCCGUUGAUGGUGCUGAUCGUUCCACUACUAGAAGACGGUAUCUUCAGCAGAAGAGUGAUAGCCAUUUGUUUGAGAAAGGGUUAGAGUCUGAGCAUCACAAGAUGAGUGUCAAGAAGGUACGGAGCCACGACUCUUUGGAGUUCAAACCAAGGAAUGAUAAAGCUUCAAGGCGUUCUUCACGAGGUGGCAGUGAAACUUUGGUGGUGAAAGACAACAAAAGAAACUCAGAGGAUGAUGAUGACUCUGAGGAUUAUGAUGAUAACAAGGAAGUAAUAUCAAACCGUCCAAGAUGUGAACCACAAUCUUGGAGAGGUUCUAGUAAAGUUUCAUCAAUAGGAAAGUCUGUGAGGACUAUAAGAUCUGAUUCAUCUGAUGAUAGGGCAGGAAGAAGAAAACCAAGAAGACAAUGGCAACAAGAACUAGCAAUAGUACUACACCAGGAGAAGCAUUCAGAAACUCUCACUACAUCAGAGCCAGAAGAUGAUGAUGAUGAUGAUGUUAUGGAAGAGAGUGAGGCAGAGCAACCUGAUGUUACUUUGGAGGAGGAAGAGGAAGAAGUUGCUGCUGUUUGGGAAAGCCAGAGCAAUGCAAGCAAUGAGCAUUACGAAGUUGAUAAAAAGGCUGAUGAGUUCAUAGCAAAGUUCAGAGAACAGAUUAGGUUGCAGAAACUUCAUUCUGGUGAGCAACGAAGAGGAGGUGGCACUGGCGUUAUCAGAAACAUACACUUCAGAUGAUACUACACUACACUCACCAUUGCUUCAUUUUUACUUGUAUUAUUUUGAUGUAAUAAUUUAUUUGUCUGCAUUUGUUGAUGAGAAUCUUGUUGAAUCAUCACUCUCUUUGUUUGAGGUUUAUACUGUUGAGUAAAAUGAAAAUUUAUUAAUGAAUAAUUAUGCUCUUUGACUGUAUUUGACUUAUGACUAGAGGUAGGGCUGGGAUUUUGAACCGAAAUUUCGGUUAGAAAAUCCUCUUUGAUUCAAUAGUUUUUUUUUUUUUAGGAUCAGUUUUCGGCUUGGUUUGCUUUGUUUUUUGUUUUUAAUUUAAAAUAUUAUACCAGCCAUUUCAAAAUUUUAAAGCGAACUAAGUGAAUUAACUAAAUUUCGAAUUGAAUUUACAAAAUUUAACUGAAAUUAACCGAAUUCAUCCAAAAUUUAACAAAAUUAAACUAAAAUUAAACUGGAAUCAAAAACUUUAGUAAGAUUCUCACAAUUCGAACUAAUCGAGUACCUAACUGAACCAAACUUUAUUUCAGAUUAAUUCGAUAAAAAAAUAUGUUGAACCAAACCAACCGAACCUGCAUAGUUAACUAGAGGAUGGUUUUGUUUGAAAAGCCAAGUCAACUGUCUUUGACUAAAGGACUAGAGGAAAGGAUUUGUCCGAAAAAAAAAUCUGGGGACUAAAUUGUAAUAAACUGAAAGCAGAGGAGGUAAGGCGAAAUUAUCCAUGAAAUGAAAUGCAGAAGAAGAAGUUAGGAUAACAUUGGAUGUUGCAGAAAGCUAUGGUGACGAUUUUAUCAAAUCCUCUCUCUCCGAAGCUUACGUUUCUAUGUGAAAGCCUCGGGAUCUUGAAAUGUCGGAGCAAAAGCACGACGUGUUGUUCAUUGAGUCAAGAACCAAAGUACCAAAGCUUGAGUAGGAGGAAUCUUGUUUACGUUUUGGUUACUUCACCGUGUUUGUUUGCAACGUUACCAUCGUCUGCCAAGACUAAAUCAAAGAGCCCUUAUGACGAGAGAAGGUUACUAGAACA